Messenger RNA from Lolium perenne, 753 nucleotides. RefSeq lists its product as uncharacterized. Lineage: Eukaryota; Viridiplantae; Streptophyta; Magnoliopsida; Poales; Poaceae. Gene Ontology annotation, biological process: protein transport. The record is from RefSeq and is a predicted model, not a curated record.
ACUGAUGAUUAUGUACCGGUGCAGGUUCAGUCUUCCUCCAUGGCGGCUUUCAACAAGCUCGGAAGCCUUCUGAGGCAGAGUGCUUUGACGAGCAGUGCCUCGACCGGCUCAGCUCCUGCCAUGUUCAAUGCUGCGCGCCACAUGUUCAAUGCUCUACGCCACCGCCGCCGCCGCCCCUCACGAGGAGAGGACCUCAACAACAGCCGUCCCCCUUUAGAUUCCCCUCGCGAGUCCCGCUCCCCCGUGCGUGCGCUGCGCCGGAUGGCCGGCGCCCUCCUCGCCACCGCGCGCCUCCGCGGAUCCUUCAGCGCAUCCAAAUGCAAGACCGAGGCGCGGAUGGCGACGGCGAGGAUGAAGCUGCUGCGGAACCACCACGACACGCAGCUGCGCAAGAUGCGCGGGGACGUCGUCGCGCUGCUCCGCGACGGCCGGGACGACACCGCGCGAAUCAGGGGUUGGGCAUUAUGUAUGGAAAGAUCACAUGUGACCAUCUGGUGUCUGGAAAGGAAUAUGGUGGGGAAGUUAUUUCCUUCAGCGGUUAUGAUGAUCAUUAGACAUCAGCAAGUUCUAAUCUGAUUCAUUAUUCCCUGCAACAUCAGUUGGAUGUCUUUGGGGUGGCACCGGACACAACAACAAGUACUGAGCAGAGAUCACUAUAAUGCAAUGGGUCACUGUAGUACAAAUAUGAAUCUGUUGUCAGUGUCUUGUAUAUAUAUAUCUGAUUUGUGGAAAUAUUGUAAUAUAUUCAGUUAC